UGCGCGUAUGCACCGCAAUUACAGUGGGCUCCAGAAUUAUUGACACCCUUGAUAAAAAUGAAGACGUAAGACUAAGUAAAUAACACAGAUAAUAGCUCCAGCCCCCCUGCGACCCUAUUCAGGAUAAGCGGGUUAAGAUAAUGGAUGGAUGGAUGGUCUACAAAUAUGACCUCUUUUGUUGGAAGCAGAAGUAAAAAGUAUUUUUUUAGAGGUAUUCAAUUGGAAAUGAGGACUACCUCCUAACACAUUGAUUUUUGGUCUCAUUAAAAAGAGACUAGAAUCUUUUCUUAAUAAUACAAUGCUGCUUCACCCUUCUUUCAACAAUAUAACAAUAUAAGAUUAAAUAAUAAGUACAUUCUCCUCAUAGAGGGGCUAGUUCAUGUCAUAAAGGAUUGUGACACCCCCCCUCCCACCUUCAUUCCAUACCUUAACUCAGCAUCGCCCAAUCAGGGCAUCCAUGGGUAGCCUGGCUGUGGUAUUUAAGAUGGCCACAGGAACUGGUUUGUGCAUUAGAUUUUGGAUCUUUGGAGGAUCGUUUUGGUGCUGGUUCCUGGAGUAAUACUCUGAUAAUUUUUGAAAUCCGAAACCAAGAAGCAAAUAAAAGAACCUGUGAGACCAUGACUACCUUCACUCCAGAGGACUUUGGCUUCACCUUGCUCAAGGAUGGGACUUCUGUCCAGGACAUCAUCGAUCAGAAGAUCGACACGUUGCGUGAGGCGGAGUCCAAAGAGGCCUUCUUUGUGGCGGACCUGGGGGAGGUGGUGAGGAGGUACCAGUUGUGGGUACGUGAGAUACCUCGAGCCACGCCCUUCUACGCCGUUAAGUGCAACGACAGCCCUCCCAUUGUCAAGACUCUUGCGGCCCUGGGGACAGGGUUCGACUGCGCCAGCAAGUGUGAGAUGGAGCAAGUGACGUCUAUCGGGGUGGACCCCAGCAGGAUCAUCUUUUCCCACACCAUCAAGCCGCCCACCUACCUGAAAUACGCCACUUCCCUUGGGAUCCAGAAGAUGACCUUCGACAACGAGGCAGAGCUUGUUAAGAUCGCCCAAUGCUGUGAAAAUCCCAAGCUGGUCCUCCGCAUAGCCGUGGAUGACACAGAUUCAAUGUUCUCAAUGAGUUCCAAGUUCGGGGCGAAGCUGGAGACAUGCCCGGCACUCCUGAAACGUGCGCAGGAGCUGGGCCUGGACGUCAUCGGGGUCAGCUUCCACGUGGGCAGCUACUGUAUGGAUCCUGUGGCCUACACAAAGGCCAUCAAAAAUGCCAAAGACAUCUUUGACCUGGCGGCAACGAUUGGCUACAAAAUGACCUUCCUGGACCUUGGUGGAGGAUACCCUGGGUUUGACAUUCCCGAUCGUCUUUACUUUAAACAGAUGGCCGUUGAAAUAAACCUCGCUCUGGACAAGUACUUCCCCGUCAGCUCCGAAGUCCAAAUAAUCAGUGAGCCGGGCCGCUUCUUCCCAUCGACAGCCUACACGCUGGCUGUCAAUGUCGUCAGUAAGAGGGUGGACAUCAAGAAGUCCAGUGAUGACAAAGAAGACAGGGCCAAGGAGAAGAUCGUUAAUUACUUUGUGAAUGAUGGGCUCCACUCUUCAUUUAGAUUCGUAAUUUUCCACGAUACCUACGUCCUGCCAAGUGCACAAAAGAAAAGCAAGUCAGGUGAGCGUGUCUACCCCAGCACCAUCUUCGGCCAGACCUGUGAUGGGCACGACCUCAUUGUGGAAGAAUAUAACCUGCCGGAUAUACAGGUGGGCCAAUGGAUGAUAUUCUACCACAUGGGGGCCUACUCCAUCACCACUGCCACCAACUUCAACGGCUUCCCGAAGCCAAAAACCAACUUUGUGAUGGCCCCGAUAUUAUGGCAACAGCUUCAGGAGAUCUCUGCUAAGGCGGGCCAAGAUCGUUUGAAGCUGUGCUGUCUCAACGCUGACUUGGAUGCCGUCUGCACAGCGAUGCCUGGCCCCACCCGCAAGUGGAGAGCUAAAGGGGGGAAGGGGAAGUAGAGAGGGUGAGAGAUCUCCACCAGGUCCAAACAGCAACACCAGGGGCCUGUUCCAAAACCAGAGCUUCUUCAAUGCGCUUGAAGAAGGCGUGUUGAUCUCUUUCCGGUUGCCAGGAGAAGGGGUCGUUUUGGCAACCAAAUUGGGAGAAAAUGGGGAAAAAAUCCGAAACUAUUUUUCUUUUUUCAAAGCCCUGAAAUCUGUAAUCAACUUUUCCUGUAAUAAACUCUCUGUAAUCAUGCAA
This is a messenger RNA of Conger conger (European conger), 2241 nucleotides long. RefSeq names its product ornithine decarboxylase 1-like. NCBI's taxonomy places the organism in Eukaryota, Metazoa, Chordata, Actinopteri, Anguilliformes, Congridae. The coding region runs from base 618 to 2000 and encodes 460 amino acids. The record is from RefSeq and is a predicted model, not a curated record. Gene Ontology annotation, cellular component: cytoplasm. Gene Ontology annotation, molecular function: ornithine decarboxylase activity. The transcript is spliced from 11 exons.